Solanum stenotomum is the source of this 937-nucleotide messenger RNA. Its product is annotated as probable xyloglucan endotransglucosylase/hydrolase protein 8. Gene Ontology annotation, molecular function: xyloglucan:xyloglucosyl transferase activity; hydrolase activity, hydrolyzing O-glycosyl compounds. The record is from RefSeq and is a predicted model, not a curated record. NCBI's taxonomy places the organism in Eukaryota, Viridiplantae, Streptophyta, Magnoliopsida, Solanales, Solanaceae. Gene Ontology annotation, cellular component: apoplast; cell wall. Bases 34 to 930 code for a protein of 298 amino acids. Gene Ontology annotation, biological process: cell wall biogenesis; xyloglucan metabolic process. The transcript is spliced from 4 exons.
CUUCAUUCAAAAGAAAAGAAAAACAAAAACACCAUGGAGAGCAAUGCUUCUUCCAUGGCUCAUCUUUUUUUAAUUUUAUCAGUAAUGUUUACCCUUUUUUCAUCAUCAAAUGGAGUAGUGAAAGGUGCAUUUGAAGAAAACUUCAGUAAAAGUUGCCCUGGUACACAUUUCAAGACUUCUGAAGAUGGACAGAUCUGGUAUCUUACCUUAGACCAAGUAUCAGAUUGUGGGUUCAUAACAAAACAGACCUAUAGAUUUGGUUGGUACAGCACAAAGUUGAAAUUAGUAGGAGGUGACUCUGCUGGUGUUGUAACAGCAUUUUAUAUGUGCUCAGAAGUAGAGGCAGGGCCAUUGAGAGAUGAAAUAGAUUUUGAGUUCUUGGGAAACAGAACAGGGCAGCCUUAUCUUAUUCAGACAAAUGUGUAUAAUAAUGGCAGUGGUGGACGUGAAAUGAGGCAUCAACUUUGGUUUGAUCCUACUCUGGACUUCCAUACUUAUUCCAUUCUUUGGAACUCUCAUCAAAUUGUUUUUUUUGUGGAUCAAGUACCGAUAAGGGUAUACAAGAACGCGAAUCACACAAACAAUUUCUUUCCAGCCCAAAGGCCAAUGUACGUGUUUUCAAGCAUAUGGAAUGCAGAUAAUUGGGCUACUAGAGGAGGCUUGGACAAGAUAAACUGGAAAAAUGCACCAUUUGUAGCAUCUUAUAAGGAUUUCACGAUAGACGCUUGUCCAUGGAAAAAUCCUUACCCUGCUUGUGCUUCAUCCACCACUCAGCACUGGUGGGAUCAGAACAAUGCUUGGCACUUAUCAAGUAAAGAGAAGAUUGAUUAUGCUUGGGUUCAAAGGAACUUUGUGGUUUAUAACUAUUGUCAGGAUACUGUGAGGAACAAGUACAAGCCUCAAGAGUGUUGGUUAAAUCCAUUGGACUAAUAUUAAA